AUGCUGUCAGCUUCACUCGGAUCUGACCGAUAUUUAAUAGUGAACUGUAAUGGAGGAUUGAAUCAAAUUCGCACUGCGAUAUCGGACAUGGUGGCUGUGGCAUACAUAAUGACUGCAGUCUUAGUUAUUCCAAAGAUGGAUACACAAUCCUUCUAUCAUGACUCGAGUACAUUUUCUGAUAUAUUUGAUGAGCUUCAUUUCAUCACAACUUUACAACAAGAUGUUAGGAUUGUUAAGGAGCUUCCAAAGGAACUGGAACAUGUUCCUCGGGCUCAAAAGCACUUUACUUCCUGGUCUAAUGUGGGUUACUACAAAGAAAUGGCUCAGCUGUGGAAUGAGUAUCAGGUUAUCAAUGUUGUUGAAUCAGAUUCUAUACUCGCAAACAACGAUCUUCCUCUUGAUGUACAGAGGUUGAGAUGCCGUGCUAUGUACCAUGCUCUUCGCUUCCCUCCCUCCAUCGAGAGCUUAGGAAAGGAGCUGGUAGAUCGUCUGAGAACACAGAGUGGAAAAUACAUUGCAGUUCACUUAAGCUAUGAAAAAGACAUGCUUGCUUUUACUGGUUGUACUUCUGGUUUGACUGAUGCAGAAUCUGAAGAGCUGAGAAUAAUGAGGGAGAACACAAAAGAUUGGAAGGUUAAAGAUAUAAACCCUACUGAACAGAGAAAAGGUGGCUUUUGUCCACUAACCCCCAAAGAAGUGGGAAUAUUUCUUCGAGCUAUUGGUUAUCCUCCAUCAACACUAAUUUAUGUUGCAUUUGGUGAAAUUUAUGGUGGUGAUGCUCGCCUUUCUGAGCUCAAGUCGUAUUUUCCAAAUCUAGUUUCCAAGGAGAAACUGGCAACAAAGGAAGAGUUGAAUGCAGUUUCUAAGCAUUCAACUCAAACUGCUGCACUAGAUUACAUUGUUUCUUUGGAAAGCGAUGUGUUUGUUCCAUCAUCUUCAGAUAACAUGGCACGAGCUAUUGAGGGGCACCGCAGAUUCUUUGUCCAUCGGAAGACAAUCUCCCCAGACAGGAAAGGACUUGCCAAGCUUUUUGACGAGUUGGAAAGAGGGAAACUAAAAAUAUCCUCAUUCGCUGAACGUGUGCAGCAAAUGCACAAAAACAGGAGAGGAUCUCCAAGAAAAAGAAAAGGUGCUGCACCAGGAAUGAAAGGAGAAGAACGCUUCAAGACUGAAGAAUUCUUCUAUGACAAUCCAUACCAUGAGUGUAUAUGUAGUCCAAAGGGUGUAUAAGAUAGUCGUAACCUGGUUUGGUUUGCCGUCCGAGUUGCCUAAAUGAAAGGAUCCCCAUUUGCAUGAGCAUGGUAUGUUAAACCGAGAUGGAAGGUGCCCCAGAAAUGAGCUCGAGCAAUGGCCGCCUUGCUUCUUUUUUAAUUGACCCCAAGUUCUAAAUACACAAUUAGAGUUGCAUCGCAUGAAGCUGCAGUUAAUAGGUAAUUGAA
Messenger RNA from Hibiscus syriacus, 1439 nucleotides. Its product is annotated as O-fucosyltransferase 38-like. Gene Ontology annotation, cellular component: cytoplasm; nucleus. NCBI's taxonomy places the organism in Eukaryota, Viridiplantae, Streptophyta, Magnoliopsida, Malvales, Malvaceae. Bases 1 to 1230 code for a protein of 409 amino acids. The record is from RefSeq and is a predicted model, not a curated record. The transcript has 9 exons.